AACUGAAAUCUCAAAACUAAAAAAAAAACGCGUCUACAAAAUGUAAAAACGGGCUUUUUUUCUGCUAUGUCCUAGUGAGAACAAAGAAAAUAAGAUUUGGUGGGUUAAAAUCCACUGAGUAAAAGCUGAGAUACAGGCGUAUACGAAUUUACACAUACACACAUCCGUACGAACAUUUUCCAAAAUACCAUUUUUCGACUAAAAAUGCAUCAAAACACACUUCCCACAUGUUUUUACACCUCCUUACUCCUAAAAUUACUAUUACAAGGCUUCCUUAGGAAGAAAGCAAAAUCUACUCGUUAUUAUUGGAUACAAAUGUAACAGUGAAAAUCGCGAUAUAAAUAGUUAAAUUAUUGAGUAUGAAAACAUGAAAAUAUCAGUAAUUUAUUAGUUAUGCCAAUAUUAUUAAUAGUAAAUUGUUUAGCUAGGGGGUAAAUUAGCCUUUUCUAGCAGCGUAAAAUAAUUUAAGCACGAGUGAUUAGUCGAAGGCGCCCAAGACUGAUAGUAGUCUUCAAGUCUAAAAUGUAUUUUAUUUUAUUCCCUGGAAGUAGAGAACUGAUAUCAAAUAAAAUACAUAAAUUUCAUCAGGAUAUAUAAAAAAAUAUAUUUUGUGAUUUUCUGCGAUUAAUAUUCGUGAUUUGCUGCAAAUUUUGAUUUUUUUUUUGUUGCACUAAACUUGUAACCCUCUAUAUUCAUGAUUUAGAUACGAGUUAUAUCAAUUUCUUUUUCUAUUCACUAAAAUCUUUUGUCAAAAUAGCAGAGUCAUCGGCGGUAAUGCAAACAAUAGACCAUGAUUUGGGACAUCUGACAAGUUAACAAUUUAUGAAUACACAGGUUUAAUUCUGUGAUAGAAAAGAUAAAUUAGUAUUCAAUCGAUAAAUUAAUAAACCACCUAGAUAGUACUUCAGUUUUUUUGAUACUUUACCUGUACCUUUACUAGCAGAACGAGAACUUAAUUUGCAUAGCAGAAGCUUGUGCACAAGAACAUGUUUUUCCAUAAUAAGUAUAUCUUUAUCAUGAUUUUGAUUCCAGCUGAAUCCCUUGGAGAAACCUGCAUUUCUUUUUUAAAACACCAGGGUGAAAAUGAUAACUUGCUUUUACCUGAACGGGUUUGGCGUUUUAAUUCAGCUACUGGAAUAUUUGAUAAGCUUGAAGCUUUGAAACCAAAUCGCAGUGCACUUUGUUCUGUUGAUUUUACAUCAAAUCUUGAAGGGAAAAUUUUAAACAUCGCUGUUGAUGAACUAAAUCCGUACUUAAUUUUCUUGAAUAAUAACACUGAAGUUACUGGAUUUUUUGGUGAUGCUUGGACUGCAAUACAGGAUGCAUUAAAAUUUAAAUCUAUCUAUGAACCGUCUUAUAAUUAUGCACUUUUAAAAACUGGUAAAUUUCAUGCUCAUUUAACAACUUCUCUUAUGAAGCUUCCACCUACUGCUUACUAUACGCACAGCACAGUAAUAGGCAAGAAUUCGUAUUCACUUUUUGCACUUUCGGAGGGCACUUUUGUUUCCAAAUGGUGGUAUACGCGAAUAUUUGAUUUUAAUGUCUGGAUUAUAUCGACUGUAUUUGUGGUGAUAUUAACCAUUACAAUGAUGAGUAUUCAGAAACUCAAAAGAAAUUGGACAAAGCAAGCUAAAUAUUGCAAUGAAAGUAAAGAGUUUGGUUUUCCUACUUUCAAUCUACUCUGCGUUUUGGGUGCCACGAGUGGUCAAGGAUUUCAAGAAAUGCCUCGUUCUUGGUCUCUAAGAUUGUGUGCCCUCACCUCACUCAAUAUGGGAAUGCUACUAUCGUGUGGAUUCAAUAGCACUUUGACGUCUUACUUAGCAUUUCGCGCACCAUACGUAGGAAUCAGUAAUCUUGAUGAUGUCUGGAGAUUAGGGACAUAUUCUCUUUGCGUGAGGAAUAAAAGCCUUGCUUACGAUGAACUAACCGGAGCUAUAACUACUGGAAAUAAACCAACAGCUACGAAAGAGAAGUGGGCAAAAUUAUUAAACAAAAAUUGCCCGGAUAUGGAAAAUGAAUUGGAAUUAAGAAAAAACCUUUGCCGUACUGGUUUCGUUUAUGUUGAAGCAUCAGACGUAUUUUUAAAAGAAUAUCGCCAUGUCCAAGAUAUAUGUCAAAUAGUAAAAAUACCUGGCACUUAUUGGAGUUCCAAAAUAUCGUUUUUACAUUAUCGAGGUUCCAAAUAUCGAAAAACUAUAAACAGAUACUUGAUGCGGCUUCGCUCAUCCGGUAUUUUAAAGUAUCUGGAAGCUAAAUGGUCCUUCCAGCAAAAUCUUCAGCAUGGAGUAUUUAAUAAUUUUCAACCAGUUGAGUUGGGUCAUAUACAAGUACUUCUUGUAGGACUGAUUAUAAUGAUGAUAUUUAGUGUAAUUAUUUGUAUUUUUGAGAAUCUGUGGUUUUCUUAUUGUAACAAGACAAGAAAAUCAACUCCUUAUUUCCUAAGGAAUGAAAUAAGUGAUCUGUAUAAGCCAAUUCAUGAAAAGUUAGUUAUCAAGCAACCAAACACGAAAAUUAAACGCUUAAAAAGUUCUAUCAAUAAGCGAACUUCGAAUCAAAUAAUGAAGCACUUAUCGCUGCAUGGAAGUAUGAAAAAUAUGAAUAAAUAAAAUAUUAUAAAUAAGUGUAUGAGAUAUGAGUAUACGAAAUAAUAAUAAAUAAAAAGUCAUAUUUAAAUAUGUCAACAUUAAUGUAAUUUAAGCUAAGUACAUGACGUACAAGUAAAAUACCAAAAAAUAAUUACAUACAUCAUAGACGUAUCACUUUCGUAUUUUUAUAUCAAAUAAUACAUAAAUUAUACACAACAAUAUAUUUUAUAUAUAUAACGUCAAAACCUUAUUGUUCAUAGCUCUCGACAAUGUAGCAGAGACGUUAUCUUUUUAUAUCCAAUUAUGAUCAAUGUACAAUUAACACAUUUUAACAAAUUCACAUACUUAUUCACAUCUCACUGCGUACAUUUUAAGGCCUACAAAUCGCAUUGAAUACAUAAAUCGUCGUAACGAUUUACUUAAUUUCUUUUUAUGGUUUAUAUACUACGGUUUUAUUCGUUCGACUAGCAAUAGUUCUGAACUCUGUUUCUCUUUUUACAAUUUUUGUUAUUUUAAUCACUGUCUAUUUACGCAGGAAUAAAACAUCGGUUUGACUAUAACUUUGAAACACUAUAGUCAAUGGUUGGCUAAGUUAUUUUGUUUGACUAUUUAUCAUCGGCAUAUGAUGACUGAGAAUAAAAAAACAUAAAACUUAAAUAUUUCUUCAAGUGUAGUAAUUGAUUUUUUAAGAGUCUUUACUUUCAAUCGCAUACGAAAUCUUUUUAAAUUUCAAAACAAUACCUAUAAGUAUAAUGGCUGUUAAUAAUACAUUGUUCCUUAUCAAUGAAUUUUUAAUGUUCUUAUAUUAAAUAUAAAAUGCGUUGAAAAUUUGAGAAAUUAUAAAACAAAUAAUUCGUUAUCCGUCUUUUAUUUCUUAUAUAAUUUGUAUUGUAAUAGAUAAUAUGAAUAAACUGCAAAGUAUUUUCACUCCAAAAUUUUGGGUUCUUCUUUCUCGAUUCAAAGAAAUACCUACAUCUUCUUCAAUUUCGACUAUUAUAAAAG
This is a messenger RNA of Nasonia vitripennis (jewel wasp), 3587 nucleotides long. RefSeq lists its product as uncharacterized. Bases 987 to 2606 code for a protein of 539 amino acids. Gene Ontology annotation, cellular component: membrane. The transcript is spliced from 8 exons. NCBI's taxonomy places the organism in Eukaryota, Metazoa, Arthropoda, Insecta, Hymenoptera, Pteromalidae. Gene Ontology annotation, molecular function: ligand-gated monoatomic ion channel activity. The record is from RefSeq and is a predicted model, not a curated record.